Messenger RNA from Vollenhovia emeryi, 1200 nucleotides. RefSeq lists its product as uncharacterized. The record is from RefSeq and is a predicted model, not a curated record. The annotation marks the transcript as partial. Lineage: Eukaryota; Metazoa; Arthropoda; Insecta; Hymenoptera; Formicidae. The transcript has a single exon.
AUGCCGAUAGCGCAACUCUCCAUUUUCGGAUGGCUCGUUCUUGGACCAGUCAAUAGGGAAGCAACACGCACAUCAACGCACCAUGCUUCUACUCAAGUCAACGAGGAUGCUCUCAACGAGUUACUGACAAAAUUCUGGGUUCAAGAGGAGGUGCCUACUCACGAUGUCAAUCAACUCACUCCUGACGAGCAGAGGUGCGAAGAGCACUUCAAGGCCACACACUCUCGUGAUUCUUCAGGGAGGUACGUUGUCAGGAUUCCGCUCAAAUCACCAGUAUAUCUUCUGGGUGACUCGUACCACGUCGCCCAUCAGUGCCUCAAGGGAUUACGCAGACGAUUCUCAAGGGAUGUGAACUAUCAACGUCUCUAUCAACAAUUCAUGAUGGAGUACGAGACACUCAACCACAUGACGAAGGCAUCAUCCAUCUCCAGUCGUCGCUCACACUUCUACCUACCACAUCACGGUGUUCUCAAACCUGACAGUACAACAACGAAGCUGCGAGUCGUAUUUAAUGGCUCCAGCGCAUCAACAUCGGGCUACUCUGUUAACGACCUCAUGUAUACUGGAGCGAAAUUGCAACUGAAUAUCUCAGAUGUUCUCCUCUGGAUACGAAGACACCGUCACACUUUCGCUACAGACAUCACCAAGAUGUACAGGCAGAUCAAAAUUCACAAGGAUGACUGGGAGUUGCAACGGAUACUCUGGAUGGACGAUCAACUCAAUGAGGUGCCAUACCAUCUGACAACCGUCACCUACGGGACAAAGGCCGCGCCGUUCUUGGCCGUCAGGACGCUGUUACAACUAGCAGAGGACGAAGGAAAUAAAUAUCCACUGGCUGUGCCAUCCAUCACUCAUGGCAGGUAUGUCGAUGACAUAUUUGGUGGUGCAGAUACGAUUCAACAAUUGCAGGAGGUCGCACAUCAACUAAAGGGCCUCUGCAUGGCGGGCGGCUUCCCACUGGCAAAAUGGCAUGCUACUCAUCUCGACAUACUCAAGACUGUCACCGACAGCGAAGACCAAGGCUUACCAAUCACAUUCGACGAUUGCGCAACCAAGAUACUCGGACUCAAAUGGCGCCCUCAAGAAGACACAUUUGCAUUCUCAACGAGAAGCUCACGCAAGGAAGGCAGGCUCACAAAACGCUUCGUAUUAUCUGAAGUGGCUCAGAUAUUCGAUCCACUUGGCUUUGCAUCACCCGUC